Messenger RNA from Camellia sinensis, 528 nucleotides. Lineage: Eukaryota; Viridiplantae; Streptophyta; Magnoliopsida; Ericales; Theaceae. The record is from RefSeq and is a predicted model, not a curated record.
AUGAAGAAUGCAUUUCUUAAUGAGGAUCUAGAAAAGAAAGUGUAUAUGGAUGUUCCUCUAGAGUUUUCUUCUCUAGCCACCGAAGGGAAGUAUGGAGAUAAGAUCACUGUGCUUAUUGUUUAUGUGGAUGACAUUGUAGCGACAGGCAAUGAUGAAGAAAAAAUGUCCAAAAUCAAAGCUCAACUUUCUAGGGAAUUUGAAAUUAAAGAUCUCGGACCUUUACGCUACUUCCUUGGAAUUGAGAUUGCUAGAUCAAAUAUGGGCAUCUUCAUUUCUCAAAGGAAGUACAUCUUGGAUUUGCUUGAGGAGGUAGGCAUGUUGGGAUGUAGUCUUGCUGAUUCUUCUAUUGAGGCUAAUCACAGGCUCAGCAGUAGUGACGGAGAACAUGUUGACAAAGGGAGGUAUCAACGGCUUGUGAGAAGACUGAUAUACCUUUCUGAUAUCAAGCCGAAUAUUGCAUAUGCAGUUGGUGUUGUUAGCAAAUACAUGCAUGAUCCUCAGACGGGACAUUUGGAUGCAGUUCAUUAG